ACUGUUUUUAUUGAAGAAUUAUUUACUGGGAAAAAAUAUGAAAGGUAAAGGGAAAAGUAAAGGUGGAAUAAGAAUAAAAAUUGAACUGGAAGAUUCUUCUUCACUCACUGUUUCUGGUAACCCAUCUACGAGUACUCGAGAACCUUCAAAAUUUCCAACUGUUCUGCAGAAAAGAAACCUGAAUGUGAAUGACCUUAGAGAGGUCCAAUUUGAACUUGAAAGCCAACUUAUUAUUGCAUCGAAAAGAAAAAGGCAACUUGAAAAUAAGAUAUUCAGUUUGGAAACCUUGCAUUCAAAGAAGGACAAGCGUUCUAGAUCUGAUUCUACAGAAAAGAGAGGAUCAGAUGAAAGGCCACCAAAAAAAGCACGAGAAUCUUCAAGCAAAGCAUCUAGUCAGCAUAAAAGCAAAUUUAUCCCGCCAGCUUUGCCAGAUCCACAUCAAGAAACUCCAAAACCUCCAAAGAAUGAUGCUCCCAGUCGUUUUUGGUCAUUUAUAGAACCUUAUUGUGCUGAUAUAACACAAGAUAUUAUUAGAACUAUUGAAGAUUGGAUAAAUCCUCAAGAAAGUGAUGAAAAAUUCUACAAAAUCCCUGAAUUAGGGAAGCAUUUUAGUGAAAAAUGGGUUUUAGAUGAUUUAACAGAAGAAAUAAUUGAAGGUUCAAAAUCUGUUGAAAACCAUAAAGGAUUGUUUAAUGGUUCUGCUCAAGAUCUUGCAGAAAUAGAGAGAAUUAAAAAAUUAGGCGAAGAUGAAUGUUCUUUAAGACUUGGAAAUGCCACAAUUCUCGAUAGGCUGGUCCAUUCUCUUGUUGAAGAAAAUUUGAUGACUGAGUUGGAUGAUACAAUGAAUGAUGCCUGUGAUGAUGAUAUAAUCCAAAAAUCAAAACCAUCUACUGUACAAACACCUUCUUCGCCCAGCAAUGAAAAUCUUGAAAAGCGAUUACAUGCAAAAUUUAUUGAAUCAGGUUUAUUAGAACCCGAAGAGGAAGAAACGGAGGUUUGUGAUGAUGAAGUUUCUCAAGAACUCAAAAAACUCCAAGGUGCUUUAAUACCUGUCCAUGAAUAUAAUAUUAUUCAGAAGAAAAAGCUUCUUGCUUUAGCUAAAGCUGAAAUGGCUAAACAGGAAAUUAAGAAAAAAUUGCAAGAGUUAGAUGCAAAGGUUAUGGAGACAUAUCGUACAGUAGCUAAUGCUAAAAGAACUAAAACCAUGAAUAAAAAAUUGGAAGACCAAAUUAAAAGAAUUCUAAGAGAAAGACGGAAAUUAAUUGAAAGGCUUUCCAAUAUGAAAUGAUUUAUAUAUUAUUUCAUCAAAAUAAAUAUUUUUGUAUAUUUCCAUCUAUCUGUUUUUAAAUUUUAUAUUUGUAAAUUCUUUUUGUA
Argiope bruennichi is the source of this 1374-nucleotide messenger RNA. RefSeq names its product transcriptional adapter 3-like (gene Ada3). The transcript has 11 exons. Gene Ontology annotation, biological process: regulation of transcription by RNA polymerase II. NCBI's taxonomy places the organism in Eukaryota, Metazoa, Arthropoda, Arachnida, Araneae, Araneidae. The record is from RefSeq and is a predicted model, not a curated record. Gene Ontology annotation, cellular component: SAGA complex. Bases 38 to 1288 code for a protein of 416 amino acids. Gene Ontology annotation, molecular function: transcription coactivator activity.